Messenger RNA from Nematolebias whitei (Rio pearlfish), 2888 nucleotides. Its product is annotated as solute carrier family 45 member 4. The record is from RefSeq and is a predicted model, not a curated record. Gene Ontology annotation, molecular function: sucrose:proton symporter activity. The transcript has 14 exons. Gene Ontology annotation, biological process: transmembrane transport. Gene Ontology annotation, cellular component: membrane. Lineage: Eukaryota; Metazoa; Chordata; Actinopteri; Cyprinodontiformes; Rivulidae. Bases 225 to 2888 code for a protein of 887 amino acids.
AGUGUUUUUAAGACUUACUGAACAUAGACACUAACAAUAGAAUAAUUAAAUAUCCAGCUGGUUAUAUCCACUGGUCACGGUUUGUAGCUUGAAAAUAUUUUAUUGAAGUCCUGUUUUUAAAGUGAGUGACUUGACUGAAGCAAGAAAGUGGUGUUUUCUUCUUGGUGGUUGGACUUUCAGGACUUUUUGUGUUUGGGUGGGGGUGCUUGUUUUCUGUUGCUUGCAUGCCCUCCGCCAUGCCUCCUCAGAACACGGAGGCUGACACUAUGCAGGUCGGAUCUCUAGUCGGCGAGAUUGUCGCCAAAAAACCCACGGCUUCGGGCCCAGAUGAAGAGAACGCGACGGCGAGCGGCGAGGCGGAUGGAUUGGGGAGCGGAGGAGGCGGUCGGGGAGGGGAGGAGUCGGCGAGCGAAGGAUCCAUCGAAGGGAUCCCCUUGAAGAGAUGGGUGAUGCACGGUGCUGUGAUGUUUGGCCGAGAGUUCUGCUACGCCAUGGAGACGGCGUUGGUGACACCUGUGCUGCUGCAGAUAGGUCUUCCAGAGCAGUACUACAGUCUGACGUGGUUCCUCAGUCCGGUUCUGGGCCUCAUGUUCACCCCUCUGAUCGGCUCGGCCAGCGACCGCUGCACUCUGCGCUGGGGCAGGAGGAGGCCGUUCAUCCUGGCUCUCUGCAUCGGAACGUUGCUCGGAGUGGCACUCUUUCUAAACGGGUCAUUAAUAGGUCUGUCAUUAGGUGACGAGCAGGGGAGACAACCAAUAGGAAUUGUUCUGACUGUGCUGGGUGUCGUGGUCCUGGACUUCUGUGCCGAUGCCACAGAAGGUCCAAUCAGAGCGUACCUGUUGGAUGUAGCUGAUACAGAAGAACAAGAUAUGGCGCUCAAUAUCCAUGCCGCCUCUGCAGGUCUCGGAGGUGCAGUCGGCUACGCUCUUGGAGGUUUGGACUGGACGCACACGUUCCUCGGAGCAGUGUUCAAGUCCCAGGAGCAGAUCUUGUUCAUCUUUGCUGCCAUCCUCUUCUCCAUCUCAGUGGUGCUCCAUCUUUUCAGCAUCGAGGAACAGCAAUACGCUCCACAGUCUGACAGGCUCGACCAGGAGAGUCCAAAUUCCACCCAUCUGCAACAAUCAGCCAAUGGCAGGACUGGACUUCUUGCCCCAAAGUUGGAAAUGAUCGGAGAAGAUGAUACCAUAGAAACCUACGACCUCUACGAUCCCUAUGGAGACAAUCAUUCAGAGCAUGGAGACAUGGACAUGGACUUCCUGGAGGUGGAGCUUGUGAGAAGUAAAAGUGACAGUGUUCUCGCCAUGGCCGACGCAACUCUCGACCACAUGGACCACGACAUGUUGUUCUUGUGCCACCUAGAGCCGUCCAUCUUUGCCGAACACAUCUCACCCUAUCACGGCACUCUCUCUAGGACCGGAUCCUUCUUCAACCCGAACCACAGCAGCUCCCGUCCCCGACUCACCAACAUCAGGCGCAGCAGCAGCACAGGAAGCGAAGACUUACUCCGCCCACACAGCGCCCACCAUCAAACACACAAUCCCAACCCCAGGAUUUCUCGCCUCUCGGCUUUCUUACAAGAGAUGGAGAACGAUGAUGGGCAGGAGGCUCUGCUGAACAAUCAGCUGAAUGAGCAGCGGACUCUGAAUGGGAGACUGUUAGCCAGUGUUCCUAAUGCCGACAGAGCGAGCUCGAACGGGCUGAGCUCUAAAGGACAGGCACACCGGGCUGGGAUGGUCAAAGCUGCCAGUACUGGAGCUCCCAUGCGCCAGCCACGCCACCGUCACACCUUCUACCGCCAGCCGUCAUGCACAUUCUCCUACUAUGGGCGAGUAGGCAGCCAUCGUUACCGCUACCGCCGAGCAAAUGCCGCUUUCCUCAUCAAGCCCUCUCGCAGCAUGAACGACCUGUAUGUAGUGGAGGCCCGACACAGGAGGAGGAACAGACUGAGAACCAGAAACCGCAGCGGGAAUACAAACUCCUCCAGCGGCGAUACAGAGAGCGAGGAGGGUGAAGUUGAGACCACCGUACGGCUGCUGUGGCUCUCCAUGCUGAAGAUGCCACCAGAGCUGCUGCGUCUUUGUGCCUGCCACCUUCUGACAUGGUUCUCCAUCAUCGCACAGGCCGUCUUCUUCACCGACUUCAUGGGACAAGUCAUCUUCCAUGGAGAUCCCACAGCUCUUACCAACUCGACAUCAUUGGAUAAUUAUCACAAAGGGGUUCAAAUGGGAUGUUGGGGGUUGGUUAUAUAUGCUAUGACCUCUGCUACGUGCUCAGCUAUACUUCAGAAGUAUCUUGACAACUUUGACCUGAGCAUUAAAGUUAUUUACAUACUGGGAACGCUCGGAUUCUCAAUAGGAACUGCUAUAAUGGCAAUUUUCCCUAACGUGUAUGUUGCCAUGGUAAUGAUCAGCAGCAUGGGCAUCAUCUGCAUGAGUAUCUCCUAUUGUCCUUACGCUCUGCUUGGACAGUAUCACGAAAUGAAAGAGUACGUUCAACACAGUCCUGGUAACUCCCGCAGAGGAUUUGGCAUUGACUGUGCCAUCCUAUCCUGUCAGGUGUACAUCAGUCAGAUACUGGUGGCUUCAGCUCUGGGUGCUGUAGUGAAGGCUGUUGGUAGCGUUCGUGUCAUUCCCAUGGUGGCUUCUGGGGGUUCCCUCCUUGGGUUUUUCACUGCCUGCUUCUUGGUCAUUUACCCGACUCCUAACAACGGGGAGAGGGACUCCAAAGCGUCAGAGAAACAGGCCUUGACAUCGCAGGAAAAUCCCAACAGCAACGAAGGGGCGGUUACCAUGGUGAUAGAGAAACCUAGCUUCCUGACGCUCACCAAGGAGGGCAAGACUGCCACCACCACCACUUCCUGUCAACUGGAAAUUGAGUCUUCUCUGUGA